UGUUGCCCCCACUCUCGUGAUUUGUAGAGGCACGCCUGUAAGACACGUCUCCAUGCAAACGGCGCUUGCACCAUUUUCAACUCCCUUUCUCGGUUGCACUCGGGUCCCACGAGAAGGCAAGCCGUCUACAAUAAUGUGAGCCUAAUUCGCUCAUAAAGCAAAAAGACUGAUUGCCAAUUGCGAAAAUUAGGCCACCCCGAUUUUGAUGGGGAGGAAGAAAAGUUCAUGAAAAAAAAGCUGGAAGCAGGUUGGCACAUUUGUCAUGUGCGUACACAUUUUACACUCCCACAUUGAUGCAUCAAGUUCCCUAGCUAUAAGUGAUAAAUUCCAUAUAAAUAAUACAAAAUAAACAGUAGUCAGAAAUGCAGCACGUGAACACAGCUGGGUCCCCGAGUCCGCGUGCCAGGUUUGAGCGAAUACAACCAACUGUCAUCUACACAAUUUACAAAAUCAUUCUUAACCGAGGACUACGACUCAACAUGAUAAUUGACGACCACACCCCAGCAACAGACACUCCUAAAAUCCGUAAGAUCCCCAGUUGGCCCGGGAUCCCUAAGCAACGUCCCCAGGAGGCCCUCCAUGUAGAGCCCUGUGUGGCCCUGGGACAGCGUCUCCGCCCAUGCUACGGUCCCAGGGGCUUAGACAAAUCCCUUCUCUUCCGCUUCCCCCACGGCUUCUCCAGCUCCCCAGUCACCAGCCCUGACACCCUCUCCGUCCUAACCCACAUGGCUCUGGAGGACCCCUCCGCCCUCACCCUGGCCUCCGCAGCCUCUACCCAGGCCAGAGAGCACGGUGAUGGGGCAGGGAUGGUCCUCCUCCUGGCCGCCUCUCUCCUGACCCAGGCCAAGGACCUACUAACCCUGGGGGUGACUGGGGCUGAGAUCCAGGGGGGCUACCGCCAGGCGUGUGGCAGGGCCUUGGCUCUGUUAGAGGGGAUGGCCUGUGGGGCCCUGAAGGACCCCAGGGAGGAGCUGGAUGUGAGGGCCAUCCUGGGACCCUUCCUCUCCUCCUGGCAGCCAGGGUUCGAAGCCCUGCUGUCGGGGGUGGUGGCCCGGUGCUGUGUUCACAGCUGGAGACCCAUAACUUCUGGUGACCGAGGAGAGGUGUGGGAAGGAGUUACCUUUGACCCCAGCUGUGUCAGAGUGUGUACGGUGCUAGAGAAGGCUAUACCAGACCAGGGUUCAGAGACCGAGGAUGGACAGAUAGAAACAGAUGGAGAGGAGCUGAUACAGAUCACGGGAGAGGAGGAGAGGACUGGAGAUGAAGAAGUUCAGAUAAUGAAGGAGGAGGGGAAGGAAAAGGGGAAAGAGAUGGAGAGUGAAAGGACUGCAGAGGCUAGUGAAGUGGAGGAGGGAGAAAACGAGACAAACAUCAAUGAGGCACUCAGAGAGGAAGAAACAAAGGAAGAGUUAGAGAACCAAGUUAAACGGAGAAUAUGUCAGAAGAUGGAGGAUGCUAUGAAACAAAUGGAUGAUGAAGAAACGGAGGAUGAUGAAGGUAAGGAAGAAAAUACGUUUGACGACUGGGUGGAUCUGGGCCUGGAGAUAUGGAGAGCGAGGUCAGAAGGAGAAGGGGAGGUAUGGAGAGAGGGAGAGACUGAAGGAGAGACGGUGGAGCCAGAGGUUCAGAAGGUCAGAGGAGAGGAGAGGAACAGAAGUGACAGAAGAGGUCUGUAUGAGGUCUUGAUCCAUGGCAGCUUUGCCAAGCUCAUGUCCCGCUGCUCCACUCAGAGAAAGAUUUACAAGCAUAUCACCUUGGUCCGCUCUGCCCAGCGCAGGCGACGACUACACAGGCCUAAAGGGCAUCUGACAAGCCCAACAACCCACCACCACCACUCACUCAAAAAGACCCGCCAGUCACCCAGGAAAACCCCCACCAGUAUCCCUCUCUGGGCCAGCGUGGUGGUGGAGGAGCCCCUGGAGGAGGAGGCCUGCUGUAAGGUCACAGUGACUGUCCGUAGCCCAGACCAGGCCCUGCUGAUUAGCGCAGAGGCUGCUUUACGUGCCUCCCUGCGGGUUUACUGCUCCCUCCUAGCAGAGCCCAGGGUGGUCCCCGGGGCUGGAGCCUCUGAAGUGGGCUUGGCCACGGGGCUGACCCAGAAUGGGUUAACCCUGGUGGGCAUGGAGCAGCUGGCCGUCCAUGCCUUCGCCCAGGCCCUGCUGGAGCCAGUCAAAGCCCUGGGAGAGAAUGCAGGGACCCCCCCGGACCUGGCCGUGCUGAGAGGAUACAAACGACGAUGGAAGGGCAAGAUGGAUGGGACCAAGGGAGCGUAUCGAGGUGUGUUGGACAGGCUAGGGUGUAAGGCUAGUGCCAUAGAGAAAGCUACAAAGGCCUCACUAGCUGUCCUCACUGAACUCCUGAGCGAGAUAGCAACGGAGGAGGACAAGACCAAAAUCUUCUUCCCAGUUACCACAGAACAGGCAUGGCUCCCUUCACUGCCUCCAUAGACACUGCACAUACAAGACUUCUUCAGGGAUUCAGAAGUAGACGAUUAAAGUUUAGAUUCACCAAUAAAACAAACAUAAAGAAACCUGGUUCAGCUAAUAU
Salmo salar (Atlantic salmon) is the source of this 2547-nucleotide messenger RNA. Lineage: Eukaryota; Metazoa; Chordata; Actinopteri; Salmoniformes; Salmonidae. The record is from RefSeq and is a predicted model, not a curated record.